AUGCGAUUCAACUGCUUUGCAGUCUUGGCCGUCACCUCUCUGCUGGCGUGCGCUGGCAGCGCCUCGACGUCGUCAGUCACCAAGACGAUCGAGCACGACUUCCCAGCUGCCAUCCUCUCGGACGCGAACUACAACAAUGGCGCACUAGGCGCCAAGAGGGUGUUGAGGGCUCACGAAAUACCGGACAAGGAGAACGAAGACAGAAUGUUCAAUUGGGCGAAGUCGAAUGCUUGGUCCUUCAAAGACAAAUCUACGAGUAACGUCUUGGGAAAGAUCAAGUUCGACCCGAAAGUAGGUGAGGGGCUUGAUUCGUCUCGUUUGAAGACUUUGGCCGAGAACGUGGACAUGUUCAACAAGAAGCACCCAAAACACAAGGUGUCACUGUUCGAGACUCUCAGGACGAGCUACAAAGAGGACGACUUGGCAAAAGCGCUGGUGACUGCGAAGCAAAGUGAAAGUACGAGGGAAAUCGCGACGCGGCUGGAACAGCAGCAGUUUGUGUUUUGGCUGCAUGAGAGGAUUUCCCCCGACGACGUUUUCUUCAUGCUGGGGAUCAAGGCUGAUGCGCAACACGCCAUGCACAGCCGGAAGUUGGAGACGCUGGAGCAGUACAUCCCCAUUUUCAACGAGGGCUAUAAGGAGUCACGAACGGACAUGCUCACCGUAUUGAGAAACGGUUUCAGUGACGCUCCUUUAGCUCGCGCACUUGCGAUGGCCAAGCAGGAGCAUUCGUCAGCAACUAUGCUUAAAAACGGCGAAAAGUAUCAAAAGGAGUUGUACUCGAAAUGGAUGGCGAUGGGCAAGGAUAACGAACCUUUUGACACGAACAGGGUUAUGACCGAAGUGUUCAAACUGAGCAGCUUUAAAGCUGGUACCCCUGCGGAUAAACUCGCUCUCAAUCACUACAGCGUGUUCUACAAAAAGAAUGCGCGAACAGAAAGCUCUUAA
Phytophthora sojae is the source of this 948-nucleotide messenger RNA. RefSeq lists its product as hypothetical. The transcript has a single exon. The record is from RefSeq and is a predicted model, not a curated record. The coding region runs from base 1 to 948 and encodes 315 amino acids. Lineage: Eukaryota; Oomycota; Peronosporomycetes; Peronosporales; Peronosporaceae.